GGACGGUUGCUUUUUAUCUGCAUUACACAGACUUCAGAGAUUCAUAUCACCACCACUCUUAAGAGUUCAUGAAUACAUCUUUUGGAAAACAGCUUAAAAUGAAAUAUUAUGAGAUAUUUCUCUUUCUUCUAUUAAUGAUCAUGGCUGUCUCAACAAAUGCUCAAGAAGUUACCUGUGAGGGGGAACAACUCAUCGGUGUUGACAUUUUAACUGGACAUCCAGGUAUCGUUUCACCUUAUAAACCUGGACAUGUUUUAGUUUUUCGCUGCACUGAUGUGGACCUGAAGAUGCACGGACAACGAACGAUUGAAUGCCUGUCAAAUGGAAAAUGGGAUCAGCCAUAUCCGAAAUGUGAAGAAGUUACCUGUGAGGGGGAACAACUCAUCGGUGUUGACAUUUUAACUGGACAUCCAGGUAUCGUUUCACCUUAUAAACCUGGACAUGUUUUAGUUUUUCGCUGCACUGAUGUGAACCUGAAGAUGCACGGACAACGAACGAUUGAAUGCCUGUCAAAUGGAAAAUGGGAUCAGCCAUAUCCGAAAUGUGAAGAGAUUAAAUGUGAAGCUCCACGUGACCAGCAUGUCUAUAGUCCAUCCCAAUACUUCAGAGGAGAUAUGAAACUAGGAGCAAGAAGAUCUUACCGCUGUGAGUCUGGGUAUGAGAAAAUGGCAGCAGAGGCCACAUGUACACGAGACGGAUGGACACCAAAACCACUGUGUGCUGAGAGUGGAUGUGAAGCUCCACGUGACCUGCAUAUCUAUAGGUCAUACGAUUACUUCAGAGGAGAUAUGAAACUAGGAUCAAAACUAUAUUACUCUUGUGAGUCUGGGUAUGAGAAAAUGGCAGCAGAGGCCACAUGUACAGAAGACGGAUGGACACCAAAUCCACUGUGUGCUGUGAUGACAGUCUCAGUGAAAUGUGGGCCACCGCCACGAGUGAACAAUGCAGAUACAGUAGAAAUGACAAAAAAGGAAUACAAUACAGGGGAGAGAGUUGAAUACAUCUGCUUUAACAAAUACAUAUUGGAUCAGCGUCACUCUUUCACCAAAUACUUGACCUGUCAGCAAGGCCAGUGGAGAGGAAAUGUUAAGUGUUUAAAGCCCUGUACAGUGACGAAGGAGUUAAUGGCUGAAAGGGGUAUAGAUUUGGCCUAUGUUAAUAAACAAAAGAUGUUUGCACCACAUAAUGAUCACAUCACCUUCGCAUGUCUGUGGGGCAAAGUUUCAGUAGGUAUUACUGACUUCAGACAAAAGUGUAAUGAUGGAGAGAUGACUUUGCCUGAAUGUGUGUGACAGUGGAAAUAAAACAUAGAUGAAGCAUCAGCUGGACUAUUAAGCAAAAACAAAUGAGCAGAUCAAAAUAAAUUUAUCCCAAAUCAAUUUGUCUGUUUUGGAUUUCUUGCAAGAAAAAGAAAAAAGCAAACAAACAAAAACCUAAAGAAGUACUAAAUAAAAAAUUCUUUAGAUGUGCAAGUAUGAAAAUUAUAAUAACCCUACAUUUUUUUCUAUAAACUGCAAGUCAGUGCAUGUAUUUUACUCAUUGAACAGCCAAAUGAAAAAUUUAUAACCAGGA
Molecule: messenger RNA, 1572 nt
Organism: Onychostoma macrolepis
Lineage: Eukaryota; Metazoa; Chordata; Actinopteri; Cypriniformes; Cyprinidae
Product: complement factor H-related protein 2-like
Exons: 8
Coding region: 69-1292 (407 amino acids)
Source: RefSeq, a predicted model, not a curated record